Molecule: messenger RNA, 180 nt
Organism: Clunio marinus
Lineage: Eukaryota; Metazoa; Arthropoda; Insecta; Diptera; Chironomidae
Source: the annotation of a GenBank genome assembly
AUGGGUCAUAGUUCAAGAAGGUUUUUACUUUUACGCACAGCUUUUCUUUGUUUGGAUCAAGUGCAAUGUGUUGAAUCAUGUUUGAUUAACAUUAAACAGUAUUUGAGUGUGUUACGUGUAAACUUCAAACACCUGAAGCACGUGCAUUUUGCAAUGCAGAAACUUCACAAUAAUAAAUAA